This is a messenger RNA of Synchytrium microbalum, 342 nucleotides long. RefSeq lists its product as uncharacterized. Lineage: Eukaryota; Fungi; Chytridiomycota; Chytridiomycetes; Synchytriales; Synchytriaceae. The transcript has 3 exons. Gene Ontology annotation, cellular component: membrane coat. Gene Ontology annotation, biological process: intracellular protein transport; vesicle-mediated transport. Bases 1 to 342 code for a protein of 113 amino acids. The record is from RefSeq and is a predicted model, not a curated record.
AUGAUACUAGCACGCAAACCUGGAAUGUGCAAUGUCCUCGAACUACGAGAACAAAAAUUGAUCUACCGACGAUACGCAUCAUUAUAUUUCUGCUGUUGUGUGGACUUUGAUGACAAUGAGCUGGUAGUGCUGGAAGUCAUUCAUCGGUUUGUACAGGUGCUGGACGAUUAUUUUGGGAAUGUGUGUGAAUUAGAUCUCAUAUUUGGUUAUGAGAACGCGUACAUGAUACUGGAUGAGCUCUUGAUUGAUGGCGAGAUGCAAGAGAGUUCCAAACGCCAAGUAACAGGUCAUAUAAAGAAGAUUGAAAAGGAAGAACUGGCAGAACAGAGUCAGUCGUGGUAA